AUUGUGUGUUUGUCCCAUUACAACUGGGACGAUGUGGUGCCAAUCGGUGCUGCUACGUCGACAGGAGAGCCACAGAGCUGAAAACCGAUUGCUCGAGCUUCGCAGAGAGGGAUGUAGCUGGGCAGGAAGCGCACAGUACAGGACACUCACUAGACAUACUUCGUAGCUGUCAGAAUAUAGCUCAGUGUGUCAGUCACAUCAGAGAUAUUACUUCACGUCAUGGGAGAGAUCAUAUUUGAUCAAAUAAUCACACAGCCUGGAUGUUUUGUGUAACGGACACAAGAAGACGUGCCUGUAAAAGGAAUUAUUUAUGGUUUGGGAAGGUUUUAUGGGAGUAGCUAGCUAGCAACUUUGCUGGCUCGUCGGAGGACAUUUUGCAAGGAUGCUACGGUGGAUAAGGCAACAGCUGGGCUUUGACCCUCCCCAUCAAAGUGACACCAGAACGGUUUACAUCGCAAACCGCUUUCCUCAACAUGGCCAUUAUGUCCCUCAGCGGUUUGCAGACAACAGAAUCAUAUCAUCCAAGUACACCGUUUGGAAUUUUGUUCCCAAAAACCUGUUUGAACAGUUCAGAAGAAUAGCCAAUUUUUAUUUUCUCAUCAUAUUCCUGGUUCAGCUAAUGAUAGACACCCCCACUUCCCCUGUCACCAGCGGACUUCCUCUGUUCUUUGUCAUCACAGUAACUGCCAUCAAACAGGGCUAUGAGGACUGGCUGAGGCACAAGGCGGACAACGAGGUGAACGGGGCGCCUGUGUUUGUGGUGCGCAGUGGCAGCCUCGUGCAGACCCGCUCAAAGAACAUCCGAGUGGGGGACAUAGUCCGGGUGGCCAAAGAUGAGACGUUCCCAGUGGACCUGGUCCUCUUAUCAUCAGACCGAGCUGAGGGGACAUGUCACAUCACCACCACCAGCCUGGAUGGAGAGACUAAUCUAAAGACUCACUACUCUGUGCCAGAGACGUUGGUGUCUCAGUCGGUGUCCAGGCUGGAGGCCCUACAUGCUGUGCUGGAGUGUCAGCAGCCAGAUGCAGAUCUGUACAGGUUUGUCGGGCGAAUAACAGUAACACAACAAGGAGAAGAGAUUGUAAGACCCCUUGGGCCAGAAAACCUACUGCUUCGAGGAGCAAGACUAAAAAAUACCAAAGAAAUUUUUGGUGUGGCAGUUUACACUGGGAUGGAGUCCAAGAUGGCCCUGAACUACAAGUGCAAAUCCCAGAAGCGCUCUGCAGUGGAGAAGUCCAUGAACACCUUUCUGCUCAUAUACCUGGGCAUCCUGCUGUUUGAGGCGAUCCUCAGCACCAUCCUGAAGUACGCCUGGCAGGCUGAGAACAAAUGGGACGAGCCCUUCUACAACCAGAAGACGGAGCAGGAGAGAAACAGCAGCCAGAUCCUGAAGUUCAUCUCUGAUUUCCUGGCAUUUCUGGUCCUCUACAACUUCAUCAUCCCCAUCUCGCUCUACGUCACUGUGGAGAUGCAGAAGUUCUUGGGCUCGUUUUUCAUUGGCUGGGACUUGGACCUCUAUCACGAGGAGAGUGACCAGAUGGCUCAGGUCAACACAUCCGAUCUGAACGAGGAGCUGGGACAGGUAGAAUAUGUAUUUACGGAUAAAACCGGCACCCUGACGGAGAACGAGAUGCUGUUCCGUGAAUGUUCAAUCAACGGUAUCAAAUAUCAGGAAAUCAAUGGAAAGCUUGUACCUGAGGGAAUGACGGAUGACUCGCCUGACCGAUCUGUGUCUCCUCUGAGUCGGGAGGAGUUGCUGUUCCUAAAGGCAGUGUCGCUGUGUCACACAGUGCAGAUCAGCUACGAGCAGCCAGGCGACGGCCCGGGGGAUCCCUUCUCCCACGCUAAUGGCUUCUCCUCCCAGAUGGAGUACUAUGCCUCCUCGCCAGACGAGAAAGCACUGGUGGAAGCCACGAAAAGGAUGGGGGUAACCUUCAUUGGUAGCCACGGAGAAACUAUGGAAAUAAAAACGUUUGGAAAGCCAGAAAAGUUUAAACUACUCCAUGUACUAGAGUUUGAUGCAAACAGAAGGAGAAUGAGUGUCAUAUUACAGACACCCACAGGGGAAAAAGUACUAUUUACAAAGGGAGCGGAGUCCGCUAUUCUUCCUUUUACUACAAGUGGAGAAAUCAACAAAACAAGAGUACAUGUAGAUGAAUUUGCCUUGAAGGGCCUGCGGACCUUGGUGGUGGCCUGCAGACACUUCAGUGUGGAGGAGUAUGAGGAGGUGGACCAGCGGCUCCACAAGGCCCGCACGGCCCUGCAGCAGAGAGAAGAGAGGCUGGCCGAAGUUUUUAGCUUCAUAGAGAAGGACCUGGAGCUGCUGGGAGCCACUGGGGUGGAAGACAAGCUGCAGGAGAAGGUCCAGGAGACCAUUGAGGCGCUGCGCCUGGCUGGGAUCAAGGUGUGGGUGCUGACCGGGGACAAGCACGAGACAGCGGUCAGUGUCAGCCUCUCCUGCGGCCACUUCCACCGCACCAUGAACAUCCUGGAGCUGGUGCAGCAGAAGUCUGACAACGAGUGUGCCGAGCAGCUCCGACAACUGGCAAGGAGGAUCAAAGAGGACCAUGUGAUCCAACAUGGCCUGGUGGUGGACGGGGCCAGCCUGUCUCUGGCACUGCGGGGGCAUGAGAAGCUCUUCAUGGAGGUGUGCAAGAACUGCUCUGCCGUGCUGUGCUGCCGGAUGGCGCCCCUGCAGAAGGCCAAGGUGGUGAGAUUGCUGAAAACAUCCCCAGAGAAACCCAUCACUUUAGCCAUUGGGGAUGGAGCCAAUGAUGUCAGCAUGAUUCAAGAAGCCCAUGUUGGCAUAGGAAUCAUGGGCAAGGAGGGAAGACAAGCAGUACAAAACAGUGACUAUGCAAUAGCGAGGUUUAAAUUCCUUUCCAAAUUGCUGCUUGUCCAUGGCCACUUCUACUACAUUAGAAUAGCAACCCUUGUACAGUACUUUUUUUACAAGAAUGUGUGCUUUAUUACGCCCCAGUUUUUAUACCAGUUCUUCUGUCUGUUUUCACAACAAACUCUGUAUGACAGCGUCUACCUGACACUCUACAACAUCUGUUUCACCUCCCUGCCCAUACUGGUGUACAGCCUGUUUGAGCAACUGGUCCAUCCUCAUGUGCUGCAGAGUAAGCCAGUGCUCUACAGAGACAUCAGCAAGAACUCUCUCCUCUCCUUCAAGACCUUUUUGUACUGGACACUGCUGGGCUUCUGCCACGCAUUUGCAUUCUUCUUCGGUUCCUACAUCCUGAUGGGGGAGGACACGUCUCUCAUGGGGAAUGGACAGAUGUUUGGAAACUGGACAUUUGGCACUUUGGUAUUCACAGUAAUGGUCAUCACUGUUACACUGAAGCUGGCCUUGGAGACCCACUUCUGGACGUGGAUGAAUCACUUUGUUACCUGGGGCUCCAUCGCUUUCUACUUCAUCUUCUCCAUUUUUUAUGGGGGAAUCAUCUGGCCUUUCCUCCACACCCAGGACAUGUACUUUGUCUUCGUCCAGUUGCUGUCCAGCGGCUCUGCCUGGUUCGCAAUCAUCAUCAUCAUCAUCACCUGCCUUUUCCCUGACAUCAUCAAGAAGGUGUUCUACAGGCACCUCCAGCCCACCAGCACCCAGAAGUCUCAGAUGUACUCCAACCGAGUCGCUAUAAGUGACGACUUCAUCGCUCUGCAGCCUCUCUCCAGAGCCAAGAAUCAGCUGGGCAAAAUUAGCUUAUUGAGACCAACUACCAGGGCAUCGGCUGCGUGGACUCCAUGUGCUGCUACUCGGAGGGGGAGAAUGGGUGCACCCGGCUGGGCCGGAUGGUGGAGCAAGUAAUGGGCCGCUGCGACCCUGCCUGCGCUAACAGGUGUGACCCCAUGCUCUGUAGCCUCUACUGCUGCAGGCGCAUCUCCUACAAGCUGGAGCAGGACGAGCCCACUGCUCCCCAGGAGUAGCCGAAUAGAGAGAGGUCCUAGCCUAGUAGAGCGAGAGAGAGGUAGACUAGACUACGCUCUUACUGGUAGGACAGGCACCCCAGUGACAGCCAAAGGUUUUGUAUGGAGGGAGACUAGUAUCAGGAUCCUGGAUCUAAAAUGACCUUUAAUGGAGACUUGUUUAUCUUGUAUGCUAUGAUCAGCUUCAUGGGGUUCUUAUGGUCUAUUCUUCUUCCAUAUUCAGUGGGACAACGUGCUCACCAAUGUAGCCAUGUGUCUAUGUAAUCCGAUCUGUCCUUCCAAGUCUGUACUCUUAUGGAUUUCUUUUUAAAUCUUCUUUCACUCGUGGGCUUUUUGUAACCUAUCUUUGUGGCUGAUCGACCUUGUCGUCUUCUGAAGUUUUGUGCUUCUUUUAACUUUUCCAAAGCCUGCUGAGUCAGUGUGUUGCACAGUGUAGGCUAAGCCCAGGUUCAGAGUCCAAGUCGCUAUUGAUCUACAACAAUGUAUUUAUGUUGAAAGAUCUUUUCAGGAGAAUGCUACUCGAGGUAUAUUUAUUGGAUCAUUAUUAAAGUAUUCUCGUUCUGCAUUUUACCCGUACUCCUGGUCUUGCCAAAGUCUGUUUAUACUGUAUGUGUUUAUCUAUGGAGAAUGACUGCAUGAUGCCAGUGUGACGCUUUCUCAGCCCCUCCCUUGUCUGCCCACACAUGUACUCUACACCCUCACUGUCCCAACACUGUGAGGUGAGGCGAGCACUGGGAAAGAAAAGGAUCUAAGUUAGACUGAGACUUGUUCCGGCCUUAAUGCUAAGAUACUGCCACUGCAAAGGGGCAGAUAGAGACCCUACCAUGGGCCAUGGGAGGUAUAUAUCAGCCCUACUUUACUGUACCCUGUACUAUCACCGAGUGAUGAUGCUUGUGUUUUGACAUGCUGCAGUGUUUGGUGUCUGUGUGCCACAGCUGAAACACUGGGACCACACUCCCUGACAUAAAGAUACUGGAAAACUGUAGUCUCAAAAGGAGAAUAGGAGAGUGUUUUUGCUAUAUAUUUUAUACAGUUAAGUACUUGAAGCCUUAUAAGUGCUUUUGAGAGGAAGAAAACUCUUGUUGCAUGGGACUGCUUUUGGUAUUUUGUAUUCUGAGUAACCAGACGUUGUUGUGUGUGUCCCAUGAUAUUUUCUAUAAUGUCACUCCUCCUCUUGCUUUGCUGCACUUUGUCUGAACCUCUCGUCAUUGCCACUGUGUCUAAAAUCUAGAUAAUAUUCAACUUCCCCCAUCGAAGUUAUUUAUAUGCUGCUGUUAUCACCUUGACGUCACUAUUCAAUCUAAUAUUCUGCUGCUUGCCUUGUUCUCUGUUCUGUUAGAUGGCCAUAGACAAUGGACUAAUAGCUUGAUAUCAAGAGGGAGUGCCACUAGACUAGACAAUUCACACCAACAUACACAUUUAUCAAGAAAUACUUAUUUUUGAAAUUACACCGCACCAUGUACAUAUAAGCGCUUAAACGGUUGUCUUUGUCUGAAAGACGUAAUCCACAUAGCACGUAUAGGGUGUCGUUGAUACUUUUCAUCCAAAGAUAAAAUAAUGGGUAUAGUUGAAUGAGAUUCUACAGGAAUAUUGUUGAGAAGUGGUGAGUCUCUACUAUGUCCCCUGGUGGUGGUGUUGGCUUAUACAGGCUAUGAAAGAUGGGGGGAGGCCUUGUGCCUUUCUUGAAGGUAAGAGUUGAGCUUUCUUUUCAAGGGCUCUUAGAUAUUAGAAAAAUAUUAUGUUUGUUUUUUUUACUAUAGAUAUGCACAUAUAUAUUUAAGUUGUUUUAGAUAUUAUGCCUAUUUUUGUAUUAGCAGUAUAUACUCCGUCUAAAUGAGUUCAUAUAUAGUACAGCCAAGAAAAGAGCUUCAUAUUAUAAAAAUAAACAGUAUUUAGUAUACCUGGUUAUGCAUAGGAUGUAUUAUUCAUACAAUGACAUGCAGAUAGAGAAGGGAGACGUUGACUGUUUGUGUUCAAGUCAUCCAUGUUAAAUCAUCCUGUACUAACCCUCACUGUACGCACCUUAUUCUCCUCCUUUUUAGUUUGACUUUGUUUGCUUGUGCUGCUCCCUCUGUAGGUUGAAGUGUAGUGUAGGAGACAGGGUUGUGAGGCAGUGGAAGAUGAGCAGGAUGACAGGGCUUCAGAUCCAAGGCAGGGCCUCCUCAUGUCAAUACAGAUAAGGUCUUCAACCACUCCUGUGCCAUGACAUCCCCUUACUGUACCAUGUAAUGGCACGAUGGCUGUCCAUCCAACAGUAAAUGAAGGAUCUUUAGGCAGGUCAGAGACAGACAGACAAGCACUCCAGAGGUAGGUUUUCAGCUUAAUCCUCUCCCACCGCCACCCCUCACUCCUCUGUCGUUGAUGCUUUUAGAUUGAGGAGCAACUCGGACCCCUUCUAUUCCAACGACCGGAGCAUCUUGACGCUCUCCCCCAUGGAGGCCACUCAUUGCUAAGGUAGCAGAGAGCAGUUGUCCCGCCAGGUGCCCCGUCCCGCCCUGCCCCGUGGCCAAACAGAGGGACUACUCACUGCACGGCCCAGGGCUGACCACCUCAGUGGACAGUCAGACUAUAUCUCAAGAGAAGAACGUUGAAAGCCAUGAGGCUCUGCACCACCACUUUCAGAGAUGCUGCAUUUGCCUCUGUUCUGUUCCUGUAAAUAAUAAAAGGGAAUCAGACCAAAGAAGGAUUUGUCAGACUUAAGUGAAAAAAAAAAACAUGGUCUACUACUUUGCGCCUGUAGGUUAGUGCUGCUCCUGCUUCACCACCUGACUAUCUGAAAGGUCUGCCGCCUUUCCUGAGGAAAUUAGGUGGACCUUUUUAAAGCCAUACCUUCCAUUUUUACUAUCUGUUUUUCAAGGUAUGAAAAUGUGAAAGCAGUUUGGUCAGGUCUCUGGUAUUUAAAAAAAAAAAAUACAUAAAAAUAAAAAAAUCC
Oncorhynchus mykiss (rainbow trout) is the source of this 6862-nucleotide messenger RNA. The record is from RefSeq and is a predicted model, not a curated record. Lineage: Eukaryota; Metazoa; Chordata; Actinopteri; Salmoniformes; Salmonidae.